This is a messenger RNA of Dictyostelium purpureum, 1431 nucleotides long. RefSeq lists its product as uncharacterized. Gene Ontology annotation, biological process: ubiquinone biosynthetic process. The record is from RefSeq and is a predicted model, not a curated record. NCBI's taxonomy places the organism in Eukaryota, Evosea, Eumycetozoa, Dictyosteliales, Dictyosteliaceae. Gene Ontology annotation, cellular component: mitochondrion. The transcript is spliced from 2 exons. Gene Ontology annotation, molecular function: FAD binding; 2-octaprenyl-6-methoxyphenol hydroxylase activity. Bases 1 to 1431 code for a protein of 476 amino acids.
AUGUUAAAAAUAAUAAAACUAAAUAAAAUCAAUCAAAGCUAUAGAAUAUAUAAUAAUACAUACAGAACUUUAUGUACAACUAAUAAUAACAAUAGCAAUAAUAAUGGUGUUUAUGAUAUAGUUAUUGUUGGUGGUGGGUUGGUAGGCUCAGCCAUGGCAUGUUCAUUAGGUAACAAUAACAACACAAAGCAUUUAAAAGUUGCAUUAAUUGAAUCAUCACCAAUUCAAACAGUCAACGAAACAACAUCAAAUAAAAUACCAGAUAUUAGAACCAUUUCAUUUAAUCAUCAAACUAUUGAUCUAUUUAAAUCUAUUGGAGUUUGGGAUACCAUUGAAUCUACAAAAAGAGUUAAUCCAUUUAAUCAAGUUAGAGUAUGGGAUACAAGUGGUUUUGAGGGUAUUCAUUUCAAAGAUAACAAUGAUAUAAUGGGAUACAUUAUCGAAAAUAAAGUUGCAGUAUCAUCACUCUUAGAAAAAGCAAACUCUUUUGAAAAUGUCGAUAUCAUCUCACCACUUACUGUCAAAUCAUUAGAAAACUAUAAUCCAAAUACAUCAACCACAACAAAUAUAUUACCCUGUUUAAAACUAUCGAAUGACAAAGAUCUUCAUGCUAAAUUAAUUAUUGGUGCUGAUGGUGGCAAUUCUAUCAUUAAAAAACAAUUAAAAUUAAACUCUGUUGGCAGAAACUAUAAUCAAAGAGCUGUAGUUUGUACAAUUAAAUUGGGUAAAUCUGAUCACAAUGAUACAUUAUUUCAGAGAUUUUUAACAACUGGUCCAAUUGCCUUAUUACCAUUAGCAGAUGGCUAUGCAAAUAUCAUUUGGUCAACCAAUAACUUACAUGCAAAUUAUUUAUUAGAAUUGGAUGAUAAUAGCUUUUUGGAACAAUUAAAAAAUUCAUUUUUAUCAUCAGUACCAACCAAUAACAAUAGUGUAUUUGAUGCAUUAUCAAGUGUAUUUAACCUUAAUCCCUCAGGACUAAGUGGUAAUGAAAUUUAUGUACCACCUAUCGAAUCAAUAGUAUCAAAAAGAGCUUCAUUCCCACUUCGUAUCGAUCAUACAUUCCAAUAUACAAUGCCAAGAAUUUGCUUUAUAGGUGAUGCAUCCCAUAUCGUACAUCCAAUGGCCGGUCAAGGUGUUAACUUGGGUAUGGCCGAUGUCAAAGCUCUAACUCAAAUGAUUGAACAAUCAGUUCAAUCUGGUUACGAUAUCGGUGAUGCAAUGAUGUUAAAAAGAUUCGAAGAAGAAAGAAAACCUGAAAAUGUAAAAAUGAUGCUCUCUAUCGAUACCCUAUUCAACAUUUUCACCAAUAACUCUAUUGCAGUUACCGCUUUAAGAAAUUUCGGUAUGUCUUUCUUAAACCAUGUUCCAAUUUUAAAGAAUCUAAUUGUAGGUGUUUCAAAAGGAAAUUCAAUUUUGAAUAAUAUUAAAUAA